Ruditapes philippinarum (Manila clam) is the source of this 1221-nucleotide messenger RNA. RefSeq lists its product as uncharacterized. The record is from RefSeq and is a predicted model, not a curated record. NCBI's taxonomy places the organism in Eukaryota, Metazoa, Mollusca, Bivalvia, Venerida, Veneridae. Gene Ontology annotation, biological process: DNA integration. Bases 1 to 1221 code for a protein of 406 amino acids. The transcript has a single exon. Gene Ontology annotation, molecular function: nucleic acid binding.
AUGGUUAAUUAUCUCAGUCGUUAUGUCUCUGACAAUUUAUCAGAGAUUACCGCUCCUAUGAGAGAGUUAUUGCAUAAGGACACUAUAUUCACGUGGCAAAAGCCUCAAAAUGAGUCCUUUGAAAAAAUGAAAGAAGUCAUUUGUAAGGACACAUGUUUAGCUUAUUAUGACCCAAACAAAUCCUUGACAUUGCAAGUUGAUUCUUCUUCCAAAUCUUUAGGGGCAGUAAUCCUUCAGGAAAAACGUCCCAUAGCAUUUGCAUCCCGUAGCUUAACUGAAUCACAGAGAAAUAUGGGUCAAAUUUCUAAAGAAUUAUUAUCUAUUGUCUUUGGAUUUACGAAAUUUCAUCAGUACUGCUAUGGCCGUGAUGUCAUUGUAGAAAAUGACCAUCUCCCUAUACAGGGAUUGCUGAAAAAGCCUAUGCAUUCAAUACCUGCUAGGUUGCAGCGUUUAGUCCUGAAAUUAACUCCAUAUAGGUUUCAGUUUCGUCACAUGUCCGGUAAGAAAAUCCCAUUAGCAGAUGGACUUAGCAGAAACGCCAGUCCGGAUACAAGCCCAGAACUUAAUGAGGGUAUUGAGGCACACGUUUGCAUGGUUAUCUCAUCUUUACCCGUGUCAGAUAGAAAACUUGAGGAAAUCAAGUUACACACAAAACAAGAUGAACAAUUAUGUACAUUACAACAAACAAUAAAGUUUGGUUGGCCUAAGUACAAAAAGGCUUGUCAUCAGUUAAUUGCCGCCUUUUGGAACUAUAGGGAUGAGUUAUCUGAGGUUAAUGGUUUAAUAAUGAAAGGGGAAAAAAUCGUUAUGCCCAGGUCACUCAGAUCUGAAAUGUUAAAGGUGCUGCAUUCCAGUCAUCUGGGUGCGCAAAAAUGCCUAAGUAGAGCAAGGUCAAUAAUGUUUUGGCCGGGAAUUUCAAAUGAUAUAAUUGAAUUGGUAAAUCAAUGUCAGAUUUGUCUGGAAUACAGGUCAUCGCAACAGAAGGAGCCAUUAAUCAGCUCUGAAAUCCCAGACUAUCCGUUUCAAAUUGCAGGGUGUGACUUGUUCUCACUUAAUGAGAAAAAUUUCAUGGUCAUGUCCGAUUACUAUUCUAGGUAUCCCAUAGUUCAUGAACUUUCGAACAUAAAAAGUUCAACUGUUAUUUCCCACAUGAAAGAUAUCAUGUCACAUUGGGGCAUUUGUGAGAAAAUAGUCACUGAUGGGGGUCCAUGUUUUUUCUAG